CCUUAAAGUGAAAGGUUUUGAUGGUGUUUUUCCCAUAUAUUUGAGGUACACCCUCUUCACUUUCUUUAAACUAUAGCUUCUUCAGUUGAAGAGGUAUCAGAAGCUGCUAUACUGCUGCUGCUGCUGCUGGUGGUUUGAUCAAUCUGAUGGAGGAAAAUCUGCCUCCUGGAUUCAGGUUCCAUCCUACAGACGAAGAACUCAUCACAUGUUAUCUUACAAAGAAGGUUUCUGAUUCUAGCUUCACAUCCAAAGCUAUAGCAGUCGUUGAUCUCAACAAAUCUGAACCAUGGGACCUACCAGGUAAGGCUUCAAUGGGUGAAAAAGAGUGGUACUUCUUUAGCUUAAGAGACAGAAAGUAUCCAACUGGACUUCGGACAAACCGAGCGACUGAAUCAGGUUACUGGAAAACAACAGGAAAAGACAAGGAAAUUUAUCGUACUGGUGUUUUGGUCGGAAUGAAGAAAACCCUAGUCUUCUAUAGAGGUAGAGCUCCAAGGGGAGAGAAAAGUAAUUGGGUCAUGCACGAAUAUAGACUCGAAAACAAGCAUCACUUGAGACCUUCCAAGGAUGAAUGGGUGGUUUGCAGGGUUUUCCAGAAGAGCUUACUGGUGAAGAAACCACAGCAAACAAACUCAUCACAACCAGAUUCUCCAUGUGACACAGUCUCAGUGGUCAAUGAAUUUGGUGAUGUUGAGCUUCCUAAUCUAAAUAGCAUUGCAAAUUCUUCAGGUGGACUCACUGACAAUAUUUCAGGACACAGUUUCAUGAAUGCUGAUAUGAGUAAUAGUGUUAACACAAGCAUGAACUUGGCAAUGAAUUGGGCAGUUGCAAAUGAUGUUCAUCAGGUCCCCUCUCUUCCAUCACUACCAUGGCCUUCUGGGUUGCUAAGUCCAAGCAUUUCUUCUGUAAAUUCUUUGCUUCUCAAGGCAUUGCAACUUAGAAGUUAUCAACAAAGAGAAGCAGCAGCAGCAGCAGCAGCUACAGAUCAAUUUGCAUCAUUUAUGGGUCAAGGAGUUUCCCAAGUUGGAACUGACCUAAGUUCAAAUCUGACAGCAUCUUCUUCAAAAGUUCAAGAAUGUAUGCCACAGCAGCAGCAACAGGAGCAACCAUUCAAUUUGGACUCCAUUUGGUGAAUCUGUUUAAAUCAGGAAACUAACAUUGUGUAAUUACAUCAAUCCUCCAAUUUCCAUAAAUAAAACACCACCAUUUCCAAACUGAUAUGUUGUAAAACCUGUCUCUUCUAUUGUAAUUAUGUGUCAAAAAUAGACUGUUUUUAAUCACUGUUAAACUCCUUCAAUGUUUUA
Messenger RNA from Vigna angularis (adzuki bean), 1304 nucleotides. RefSeq names its product NAC domain-containing protein 92. The record is from RefSeq and is a predicted model, not a curated record. Gene Ontology annotation, biological process: regulation of DNA-templated transcription. Bases 147 to 1133 code for a protein of 328 amino acids. The transcript has 3 exons. NCBI's taxonomy places the organism in Eukaryota, Viridiplantae, Streptophyta, Magnoliopsida, Fabales, Fabaceae. Gene Ontology annotation, molecular function: DNA binding.